GCUGUGCAAUUUAACACUGGGCUCUAAUAGCUGAGCUAGCUCCAGCCUCUUUGCUACCGAGAGAGUUUGAAGCAAACCAGUUCCCUUUUUUUUAAAAAAAACUUUGGUUUAGGGAAGUCGGAAAAGUUUGUAAAAACUUUUUUCUCUCUGUUGUGUUGAAAGUUUGCCCUAGCUGUGAUGUUUGGAUUGUGAGUGGAGGAAGGGAGGGAGAGAGGUGGGGUGUGGGAAGCUAUGGCUGUAUACACUCUGACCGGCUUCUCCCUGGUUAGUUUAUUGUCUUUCGGUUAUUUGUCCUGGGAUUGGAUGAAGCCGGGUUUAACCGGGAGGAAAGGGCUCCCUGUGGAGAAGGGCAGUGACAGGGCGAAACCUCACAUCGUCUUCAUCCUGGCGGAUGACCAGGGUUUCCAUGAUAUCGGGUACCACAACUCAGACAUCCACACUCCGACCCUGGACAGGCUGGCGGCCGAGGGGGUGAGACUAGAGAACUACUACAUCCAACCCAUCUGUACCCCGUCCAGGAGUCAGCUCAUCACUGGGAGGUACCAGAUCCACACCGGCCUCCAGCACUCCAUCAUUCGGCCAAGGCAACCCAAUUGCUUGCCCCUCGAUCAGGUGACUUUGCCCCAGAAGCUGCAGGAAGCUGGCUAUUCCACCCACAUGAUUGGCAAAUGGCACCUGGGCUUCUACAAGAAGGAGUGUCUGCCCACCAGGAGAGGCUUCGAUACCUUCUUUGGCACGUUGACCGGCAGCACUGACUACUACACCUACGAUAACUGUGACGGCCCUGGCGUCUGUGGCUUUGACCUUCACGAUGGUGAGAAUGUGGCCUGGGAGUACAGCGGGAAGUACUCCACCUCCCUCUACGCCCAGAAGGUGACAAAGAUCCUCGCCACGCACAGCCCCAAGGAGCCCCUGUUUAUCUACGUGGCCUUCCAGGCCGUGCACACCCCGCUGCAGUCUCCAAAGGAAUACAUCUACCGGUACAGGUCAUUCGGAAACGUGGCCCGCAGGAAGUACGCAGCCAUGGUCACCUGCAUGGACGAGGCCAUCAAGAACAUCACUUUGGCCCUCAAGAGGUACAGCUACUACAACAACAGCCUCCUCAUCUUCUCCACCGACAACGGGGGGCAGCCUUUCUGGGGGGGUAGCAACUGGCCCCUCCGAGGGCGCAAGGGCACCUACUGGGAAGGUGGCAUCCGAGGCCUAGGCUUUGUCCACAGCCCACUGAUCAAGAAGAAGAGGCGGGUGAGCAAGUCGCUGAUGCACAUCACGGACUGGUACCCCACCCUGGUGUCACUGGCGGGGGGCAACAUGACAGAAAGCCCCCUACUCGACGGGUACAAUCUCUGGCCGACGAUCAGCGAAGGCAAGCGGUCUCCGCGCACCGAGAUCCUGCACAACAUUGACCCCUUGCACAGCCACGCCAGGUUCGGCUCCUGGCAGGAAGGACACAACCUCUGGAACACCGCCAUCCAAGCCGCCAUCCGGGUGGGGGAUUGGAAACUGCUGACCGGGGAUCCGGGCUACAGCGACUGGAUCCCGCCGCAGACGCUGCCCACCCUCCCGGGGAGCUGGUGGAACCUGGAGAGGCAGCGGGCAGGUCACCGGAGGUCAGUGUGGCUCUUCAACAUCACGGCUGACCCGUACGAGCGCGAGGAGAUCUCCGCCAAGCACCCGAAAGUGGUGAGGAAGCUGCUGGCCAGGUUGGCGUUUUACGACAGCACCUCCAUCCCGGUGAGGUACCCAGCGGACGACCCCCGGGCCAACCCAGAGCUCAACGGGGGUGCCUGGGGACCCUGGGCGAGUGAGGACGAGGAAGAUCAGCGAGGGAACGAGGUGGUCAAGCAUAAAAGCAAGAAAAAGUCCUGCAAGAUCUGCAAACUGAAAUCAUUCUUUAAGAAACUGAACACACGGAUAAUGUCCAACAGGAUAUAGUGAAUCAGGAGAAACAACUGUGUACGUUUGUGGGUAUAAUGACCUCACAGUUUUGGGGUCUGUCAGUUAGAAUGUUGACUUCCUUAUGAAUGACUUUGGUUGCUUCCCAUCGAGGGAGAGCCCGUCUGCAUGUGGAUUUUUCCAUAUUGCUUCUCCCUGUCUUCCCUCUCUCACGGAUGCUGGGUUUUGUUAUCAGCACACAUUACCAACUUGGCCUGAAUCCCCUUCAGUCCAGAAAGCAACGAGGUGUUAAAGACAUUCAAAAGGUUUAGUGGUUCCUCUACAUCCACCUGUUUCUUUUGGCGGUGGUGCAGAAGUGUGGAGCAAGACCGGAACAAAGAGAAAAAUGCUGACAAUUAGAAUGAGUCUGACAAGGGAUUUCCUUUUUGUUCUCUUUUGUGUUCUCCUGUGAGUGACAUUUUGCUGAUUUCUAUACUGAUUGUAAUUUGUGAAAGGUCUUUUACAUCAAGCCAUUGUGAACAUGGGUUAGUUCUGGAUCUCUGCUCAGCUGUUGGUUGGUUGAGUUCCAAGAAUUCUUCCAUUGAUUUAGCCAUGUAAUGACUUCCUGUCCCUCUGGUCAUCUGUCAGUCCUCACUGGUUUGUUGCAAUUAACUGUUCGCUUUCAACUCAAAUUGUUCUGUUCAAUUCAGCAUGCGAGCUGCAAUUUCACAUGCUGAUGUAAUUGGCCAUUAUUGCACCCACCCAGUUUACAGGCAACUAACACUGUCCUGAACCAGUUUAACCCUUUCCAUUCCUUCCUGCACCAACACCAGCAUCCCAAGAGUGAAUAGAAGUAACAAAACCGGAUACUUGUUUUAACCUUGGGGGACUGAAAGGUUCAUUUCUCCAGUUGGCACUGCUCAUAUCAGACAAAUGAUGAGCUUGUCUGUUAAACGGGUUGGAUUUAAAGGGUGAACAAUCUCAAUGCAGUUUAAUUGUUGCAGUUCGAGACAUCAUUGUAAAUCCUGAAGUUAGUUGAGUGACUCAGUUGGGGAUAUUUUGUAACUGUGCAAUUCCUGGGAAAUAAAUAAAGUUAUUUUUUAAAA
Molecule: messenger RNA, 2981 nt
Organism: Hemiscyllium ocellatum (epaulette shark)
Lineage: Eukaryota; Metazoa; Chordata; Chondrichthyes; Orectolobiformes; Hemiscylliidae
Product: arylsulfatase I-like
Exons: 2
Coding region: 232-1935 (567 amino acids)
Source: RefSeq, a predicted model, not a curated record